Pseudomassariella vexata is the source of this 6519-nucleotide messenger RNA. RefSeq lists its product as uncharacterized. The coding region runs from base 1 to 6519 and encodes 2172 amino acids. Gene Ontology annotation, biological process: ubiquitin-dependent protein catabolic process via the N-end rule pathway; protein ubiquitination. The record is from RefSeq and is a predicted model, not a curated record. Gene Ontology annotation, cellular component: cytoplasm; ubiquitin ligase complex. Lineage: Eukaryota; Fungi; Ascomycota; Sordariomycetes; Amphisphaeriales; Pseudomassariaceae. Gene Ontology annotation, molecular function: ubiquitin protein ligase activity; zinc ion binding. The transcript is spliced from 2 exons.
AUGGAUACAUCGAUGUCCACGCAAGAGCAGCAGCUCUGCCAACACCUAAUCGAGCUCCCCAUGCGCCAUGGAUACCGGUACAAUGACGCGGCCAAUCGAGACCUUCUCUACAAUCUUUUCUGGUCCAUUGCUGGAGGAAAGCCUGAAUACAUGCGCCUGAUAUUUCCCGAUGGCAAGCUCUCCCGACAGGGCACGCUGAAGCUCAGGGAAGCCCAAGGGGCGGUAGAGGGCGCGGAAUACACCGAGGCCGCCAGAGGCAAAGCAUGCGGGCACAUCUUCAGGGCUGGCGAGGCAUCAUAUGCCUGUCGCACUUGCAGUACGGAUGACACAUGUUGUCUUUGCAGCAAAUGUUUCGAUGCCACAGACCACACGGGUCAUAUGGUUAGGAUCUCUAUAUCGCCGGGCAAUAGUGGUUGCUGCGAUUGCGGGGACCCCGAAGCAUGGAAGCACCCUAUGUUUUGCACCAUACACUCAGAACGCGAACAGGACCAGUCCAAGGGCAAGGGCAAAGAGGUAGCGGGACUACCGGAAGACCUCACGCGCAACAUCCGCAUGACGAUUGCUAGGGUCAUCGAUUUCAUCUGCGAUGUCGUGUCCUGCGCCCCUGAACAACUUCGACAGCCCAAGACCAAAGAGUCCAUUCAACAAGACGAAGAGAUGUCCCGUCUCAACUCAACCUACUGCGGCGGAGACACCGAGUCGCCCGGUGAAUGGGCUGUUCUGCUCUGGAACGAUGAGAAACACACCGUCGUGGAGGUCCAGACCCAGGUUGCCCGUGCUUGUAGGACUUCGCUGGCAGACGGUUAUCAAAGGGCUUUGGAGACGGACAGCAUUGGACGGAGCAUACUCAUGUAUGGCGAUGAUAUCGAAAGCCUCCUCUCUGUCGCCAAGAUACUCGAGCAGAUCAAAGUAACCGUCACAAUUCGGUCAUCAAGAGACACUUUCCGGGAAGAAAUGUGUGGAACCAUGAUCGCUUGGCUCAAUGAUAUCGCCGGAUGCAGCGUCGGCUCAGACUCGACCAUACUGCGGCUCAUAGUGUGUGAAGAGCUUCUUAUACCGUGGCGAAAGGGAAGUGCCGCUGUGCACGCCAUUGUAGGCAAGGACGGCAUUGAGGACGAAGAGAAACUUGAGCAACUUCAUGCUCAGAACCUAGAGACACGCAACUUUUUAAGACAAACUCGACUCCUGGCGCGGGCACGGGCCCAAGUUAAUGCUGCAGAUGGCCAAGUUACUAUCCAAGCUGCUCUAGCCGACAUCCUCGACAACGAUACUUCAGACGACGAAGACAUGGCCAGAAACCAAACCCCGUCAAGCGGAGAGGAAGACGAUGACGACGACGACGACGAUGAUGAUGAUGUUGACGGCGAUGUUAUGAUGGUGGAUGCCGGCACUGGAGCUAGCGCAGAUGUCAAUAUGGCAGAUUGGAGACAAGGCUCUAUUGGUGAGGCUCUCGAGGAAGAAGAGGCAACGAUUGCAGGAUACCCUCCGCCGCCUCCCCCUCCACCAGUGCUCCGGCGUGGUACCCGAGACCGAGACCUAACACCAUCAGACUCAGAUACUGCGGAGCCAUUGAUAGCACCAACCGUCUACGCAAAGGUCAAUCUAGACAUCCCCAAGACUCCAGGCUUGGCUAAGUCAGGCGAGACGCCACCACCAAAGCCUGGGAAGUAUUGGGUAGAGACCCCAACCCCUUAUAUGGAACGUGCAAAGGAUAAACCCUACGAAGAUGUUUUCUCGCGCGUUCGUUUAGACUGGCUGAUUCUGUUUGACCUAAGGAUGUGGAAGAAAGUGCGGAACGACCUCAGGUCUCUAUACAUCUCGACCGUAGUCACAAUUCCCGAGUUCAAGAGAAUACUUGGUCUUCGAUUUGCAGCACUAUACACCACCCUAGCUCAACUCUAUCUCAUCGCCGACCGUGAACCCGAUCAUUCUAUUAUCAAUAUCUCCUUGCAGAUGCUGACGACACCGUCUAUCACCGCUGAGGUGGUGGAAAGGGGCAAUUUUUUGACGACCCUCAUGGCCAUUCUGUACACGUUUCUUACGUCAAGACAGGUUGGACACCCGUGGGAAGUUUCCUCAAGCGCAGUUCUCGGGUUUGACACGGGUUCAGUCACAAACCGGCGUAUGUAUCACUUCUAUGUGGACAUGAGAUUCCUCUUUGGCUCCCCACAUGUGCAGGAGCGUAUGCGGACGGAAGAGCGGUACCUCCUCCAGUUUCUUGAUCUGGUUAAACUACAUCAAGGCAUCUGCCCCAACACCAGAGCUGUUGGUGAGCACGUGGAAUACGAGACUGACAGCUGGAUUGGUGCGUCUUUGAUGACUCGCGAGAUCAACAAACUGUGCCGGCUCAUCGCAGAAUCCUUCCGCAAGGCACCUGAGCAAGACUCGCAAUACAUUUCGAGAGCGAUUAGACUGACGGCCAAGAACGCGAUUAUCAAUUCCAUUGGUGCUGAUCGCACCAGAUUCACCCAGGCUGAGAUCAGGGAUGAAGUACGGUUCAAGACACUCACCGACUUCGAAUUCGCAGGGGAGACGAACAAGUUUGAUGUCGUUAAAUUUGUGGUGGAAGAGCAACCGAUCAGUUUUCAUCACGCUCUCCACUACACCUUAUCUUGGCUCAUCGAGUGUGGCAAGAGCAUGACGGCGCAACAAUUGGGCUCGGUUCUAAGCUUCACGGCGCAGGAGCUGAAGAUGAAGCCAAGAUCAAUGGGCCGGAAGACAAUGCCGAGGCGUGACUAUACACCAGAAGACUACCUGACGGCAUUGUUUGACUAUCCCCUCCGGGUGUGUGCAUGGCUAGCUCAGAUCAAAGCUACCAUGUGGGUUCGCAAUGGCAUCAGUCUUCGGCAUCAGGCCGUGACCUACAAGAACAUUCUCCAUAGAGAUGUCACACAUCACAGGGAUAUCUUCCUGUUGCAAACAGCCAUGGUUGUCUGCAACCCUAGCCGAGUUCUUGCCUCGAUCGUUGACCGCUUCGGUAUGGACAAGUGGAUCAAAGGUUUCUUUGAACAGACUUCAACUGGCCAGGACGAAGGUCAGCACCUGGACGUCAUCGAGGAUAUGUUGCAUCUUCUCAUCGUUCUCUUGAGCGACCGUACGUCUCUGAUGCCGACGGAAGACGAGCACGAAAUGCAGCUGAUGACGAUGCGCCGGGACAUUUCCCAUGUGCUCUGCUUCAGACCCCUAUCUUUCAAUGAGGUGUGCAACAAGCUUCCGGAUAAGUUCCACGAACAGGAGGAAUUUCAUCAAGUCCUCGACGAAAUUGCCACCUUUAAACCCCCUGAGGGCGUCUCGGACGUCGGCACGUUUGAAUUGAAACCGCAGUUCAUCGAGGAAAUCGACCCGUACAUUGCCCACUAUAACAAAAAUCAACGUGAAGAAUCCGAAGCGGCGUAUCGCAAGUGGUUAGCGAAGAAAACGGGCAGGUCUGCUGAGGAAAUCGUUUAUGAACCCAAACUGCGGGUGAUUCCGUCGGGGCCUUUCGUGGGUCUUUCAGAUUUCACUGGCACUGGCAUGUUUGCGCAGAUCAUCUACUACAGCUUGCUAUACCCCCUUGUGGCGACUAAGCUGACACCUACCGUGCCAUUUACUCGCGUGGAGGCCCUGCUACAUGUUGUCCUGCAUUUGACACUGAUCGCUGUCACAGAGGACAAGGCUGAUGAGCGAAGCCUGGCUUCCGAGAACUCGUUCAUUUACAUUGCGCUUACGAAACAUGCUCGCAGCAAUUUUAUGCAGGAAGCUCCGGCUGCGAAGACUAUCGUCUCCCUUCUGGAGAUGAUGUCCGCUCGAGAAGAGCUCAAAUCUUGCCACCCCAAGGUCGCGUUGAUCCUUAAGCGGAUGCGGCAAAGGAUGCCGCAACAUUUCGACACGGCCUACGCACGCCUAGGUGUGCCAAUUGAUCGGGUUGAUACGGCUUCACCUGCUGACAUCCAAAAUGCGGAGGAGGAACGCGAGAAGAAGAAGAAGGCAGCUCUUGAUCGCCAGGCGAAAGUCAUGGCACAGUUCCAGCAGCAACAGAAGAGCUUUCUGGAGAAUCAAGGGGAUAUUGACUGGGGCGAUGAAGACCUGGAAGAACUGGACGAGGCCAAACCCAUCGAGGAACGUAAGAAUUUCUGGAAGUACCCCAGGGGCACUUGCAUCCUUUGCCAGGAGGACACUGACGAUGGACGGCUCUACGGCACGUUUGGACUUUUCACCGAGAGUCAAAUUUUACGACAAACCGAUCUCCAAGAUGCAGACUUCGUACGCGAGGCCGCCAACACACCCGUCAACCUCGAUCGAUCCGCUGACGAAAUUCGACCAUUCGGUUUAGCCCACGAAAAUCGAAAGACGGUCGAGAAGGUGAAUGCCGCCGGCGAGACUUUUCUGGCUGAGAGGCAAGGGAUUGGAAGAGGCUUCCCCUCGAAGCUCUGCCGUCCAGGACCCGUGGCUGUAAGCUGUGGCCACAUCAUGCACUUCAGCUGUUUCGAGAUGUACAUCGAGGCAACGUCGCGGCGUCAUGUCCACCAAAUUGCCCGCCACCAUCCCGAGACGUUGGAACGCAGGGAAUUUGUAUGCCCCUUAUGCAAAGCUCUCGGAAAUGCCUUCUUGCCCAUCACGUGGGACGGUAAAGAAGAAUCAUACCCUGGCGUUCUUUCAAGCCCGGCGGAUCUGGACAGUUUCGUACAAACGCAUGCUAGGCCCGAUACCUAUGUCCCUAGUCUCUCUAGAAUGUUUAGCCCGCCGACGCACCAGCAAGCAUUUGCGGCUUAUGUUCGGUCUAAGAUGCCACACAGCCUCAUUGAAGGAUCAACUCAACUGGUCAUGGACACGUGGGAUGGCAGUGGUACACGAUCCGUCUCCACCGGAACCCCUUUUAGUGACUCUUUCUCGGCUAUGGCGACGCCUGACUCCAGUGUACGAUCGCGAAGCCCUUCGGAUGCUCAGCAAAGUGACAAGGGCCUCCUGUCCGUCUAUCGCAGACUGCGCGACACGCUUCUCAAGAACAAGCUGUACACCAGGAUUGAUGGCGAGGAGAAGGAUGACGAGCUGUGUGGCAGUGGCGCUCUAGCUCGUGCUGUAGGUUACUCGGUUUCCGCAACAGAGAUCCAGCAGCGAGGCAUUGAAGCUGAGUACGGCAUGACUUUGAUUGAAAAAAUUCCAGAGCAAACAUUGAUUCAACUACGCAUUCUGUCGGAAACAACUUCAUCAUAUAUCGCAAUCGGCGGUCUUCGUUUUGGGGGAGAGAACAACAUUGACAUGGAGUUCCGUAAGGACAGCGAACGCCAACACUGCCAACUAUUCAUCUCCGAGUACUUUGGGCGGGAGACCAACAACAGCCGGCGGCCUGCUGAUGCGUACCCGCCGCUUCUCAGUCAAGAUCCCUUCAUCUUCAUGUGCGAGAGCAUCUUCGGCAUGGCCAUGUCACAGAAUAUGAACAUCACCAGCCUUGUUCGACUAUGCUAUCUUGCCGAAAUUGUCAAGGUGGUCUACCACAUCUCUCGCAACGUUCCCAUCAGCAAGUGGCUUGAGCACAUGGUCAGUCGGGACACUGAAGAUGCCGCCAUGAACAACUUUGCCACUUUCUGCCAUUCCAUAACCCUGGCUGGCAUCAACUACAGCGAGGAACUCAACGAACUGCCAGAUAGCGACCUGCCCAACGUUGGCUUCGACCAACCUUGCAUGGACAGUCUUGCAAAGUUCCACGCCUUCGUCCAGAAGUACGCACUGGUGUUCCUGCGCAAAACGGCAAUUCUCCUCCAUGUCCACUACGGCGUCGACUUCAACAGCCACGUCUUCACUUCACCAGAAGCCGAUGAACUUUCCCGGCUUACCGCCGCCCUACGCGUCCCUGCGUUCGACGAAAUGUGCACUGCCCUCACACCCUUUGGGCCCACUUUCGGCUGGCCGUCGCGCAUCGAAGCCAUCGCCCACGGUUGGGUGCGGCACCAAAUCAUGUGGCCUGGUUCCAAUACUCCGGCAGUUAUCGCCGACGUCUCGCGUGAUUCUCGCCUCCUGCCCAGCUCCGCUAUGAUCAGCCACCCAGGCAUCUUCGAGCUAGUCGGCUUACCUAAGAAUUACGACAUGCUGAUCGAGGAGUGCGCACGGCGACGGUGCCCCAAGACGGACAAAGAUCUUGCCGACCCCAUCGUGUGUCUGAUGUGCGGUGACAUAUUCUGCGGCCAGACCAUGUGCUGUCUGAUGGACUACGAACUGCCAGGAAGCACGAGUACCAUGAAGAUUGGGGGUGCGCAGCAGCAUAUGUUAUUCAAAUGCCAAGGUAACAUCGGCCUCUUCAUCAAUAUCCGCAAGUGUGCCAUAUUCUACCUGCACCGCGUCUCGGGCAGCUUCAGCAACGCCCCCUACAUCGACAAGUAUGGCGAGGUGGACGUGGGCCUGCGCCACGGACGCCAGCUGUUCCUUAACCAGCGGCGGUACGACUCCAUGGUGCGCAGCAUGUGGCUCAGUCAUGGCGUGCCGAGCUUCAUCAGCAGGAAGCUCGAGGCGGACAUUAAUAAUGGCGGGUGGGAGACUAUAUAG